Aspergillus sclerotioniger CBS 115572 is the source of this 1371-nucleotide messenger RNA. RefSeq lists its product as uncharacterized. The record is from RefSeq and is a predicted model, not a curated record. NCBI's taxonomy places the organism in Eukaryota, Fungi, Ascomycota, Eurotiomycetes, Eurotiales, Aspergillaceae. The coding region runs from base 1 to 1371 and encodes 456 amino acids. The transcript has 6 exons.
AUGGGCUGGGUGCACCAUGCCUCGCCUGAGCUCGAGGCCGUGUCGCAAUACCGCCUGAUCCUCGGGGUGUGUCUGAGUCUGACGCUGUUGAUGAUCAUCACUGUCUGUCUGCGAUUAGCGAUUCGAUUCCAAGCCCGCCGCUUGGAAGCGUCCGACUAUGUGAUGCUGGUGACCAUGUGGUUCAGCAUCAUCUACAGUUCCCUUUGUAUCGCCCAAACCAGAUACGGACUUGGAUUACCCUUGAAGCUGCGCCCAAAGGCGGACUUGCCGAAUUACACCAAGCUCAACUAUGCCGGUCGCCCGUUCUACCAGCUUGGGAUUGCCGGGUUCAAAGCCUCGCUGUGCCUCAAUUACCUGCGAUUGCUCUCCGGGACUUCCAAGACGUAUUAUCGAAUCCUCAUAUACGUGGUGAUUGCCAUAAGCACUUUAGGCCAUUUUGCUGGCACCUUAGUCUUAAUCUUCGAUUGCCACCCAAUUAACCGCGCCUGGGACUUGACAAUCUCUGGGUCUUGUCUACCGGCAGGACCGACCUUUUAUGGGCUGGCCAUCUUCAGUAUCAUCUGCGAUAUAGUGAUCAUCUGUCUGCCAAUCCCGUUGUUACUUCAACUGAACAUCAAGCCCGCCCAGAAAGCGGGCAUUGUCUGUCUGUUCCUGCUGGGCCUGUUCACCACCAUCUGCUCGAUUCUGCGCCUCACGCAGAUCUAUCGCGUGGCAUACGGAGAUGGGAAUUCUUCCCUCCUCGUCCUAUGGGGCACCAUCGAGUUCAACGUCGGGAACAUUGUGACUUGCGUGCCCUUCCUCGCCCCCCUACUCAAAGGAGCCGUGCGCGACUUCCGAUCGUACAGUGGCCCGAAAGGAUAUAAUGGCCGAAGCUAUGCGCUGCAGUCCUGGUCGAGGGAUCCGCGUUCGCAGCUCAAAUCCACCACGUCGGCGGCACCGCAACCCAAACGGACGCCCAGCGAAGAGCUUAUCCUCGACAGUGGGGAUCCUGAGGAAGGGGGGAUUCAUAUGACUGUCGAACUACACGUUUCGACGGAGAAGCGACCGACCGAAGACCACGACCAAGGGUCAGCUGGGUCGAGGGCAUCAGAAGCCAAUGAGCCACUGGCAUCCAACGGGAUCUUCCCGGCCAUCAAGCUCAGCUCCAUCCAGAAGGAAUCCUGUGCGUUCCGUGAAACUUUAAAGUGGUCCACCCGGAAGGACAUCCCCGGGGGUCGGCCAGGAUGGUGCGUCCCACGCGCCUAUGGCUGGUCUACUCGGACCAAGGCCGAAGGAGGGCCCCGGCCCCGGCCUAACAGCCCUAGUGCCCUUAAGUCUCUGUUAGGGUUGACCUUGUCUCACACGUCGUGGGGCAGGGUAACUGUCAACUAA